Molecule: messenger RNA, 1914 nt
Organism: Mya arenaria
Lineage: Eukaryota; Metazoa; Mollusca; Bivalvia; Myida; Myidae
Product: major facilitator superfamily domain-containing protein 3-like
Exons: 4
Coding region: 281-1630 (449 amino acids)
Biological process (GO): transmembrane transport
Cellular component (GO): membrane
Molecular function (GO): transmembrane transporter activity
Source: RefSeq, a predicted model, not a curated record
GGGGAACAACUGUAAAUGCAAAAUGAAUAGUACAUUAGAGUGACAUUUUCUUUGUAAAUUUAGUUUUGUGUAACCUUUAUUUUGUAAAGGGGAACAACUGUAAAUGGAAAAUGAACAGUAGAUUAGAGUGACAUUUUCUUUGUAUACAUGAUGUGUUAUUUAUCAAACUAAAUGAUCCAUCAUUUUAACUGUCACACAGUGUUUAAAAGUUUUGAAAUGAUGAUUUGAAGGUAGUUUUAUCUGAACAAAAGACUGAGACAUUUUUAAGGGAUAGUUAAAAAUGAUUUCAAGAAAUAUAUCAUAUUUUGCAUUCUUGUACUUUUUGCAAGGAUUGCCUUAUGGUUUACAGUCAAGAUUUUUACCGCUUUACUUAAGAACUCAUGGAAUGUCAUUAUCAAAUAUUUCAUUCUUUAAACUGCUUCUCAUACCAUGGAUGUUAAAAGCACUGUGGGCGCCAUUUGUCGACAAAUAUGGAACAAAGAAGAAAUGGUUAUCGUACAGUAUGUUCGGACUAUUUACGACUUGUUUAUUAGGAAUAUUUUCAACACCUAAUCAUUUGUAUGGAUUAGCCCUGGUUCUAUUUCUGUUUAAUUUUCUAACCGCCACUCAAGAUAUCGCUGUCGAUGGAUUAGCUGUACAAAUUUUAGCGACUUCUGAACUUGCCGCAGGGAAUAUUGCUCAGGUUGUGUGGUAUAAAAUUGGUGCAGUUUUUAGUGGUGGACUUUUAAUUUGGCUGACAGAGACAUUUAAACUGCGUUGGGGAACUAUUUUCUUGAACGUAGGAAUAUUUUACUUUUGUGCCUUUGUGUUCGUAACAAAAGUAGUACCCUCUGUGAAAUUUAGUCAACUUGAGAUGGAAAUAAUGCCAGGCAAAAAUGAAGAAAACCAAGAAGAAAAUAUUCCUACAUCAAAGCAAGAAAAAGGAACUUCAAAGCCAAGAAAUGAGAGACAUUGGUUACUAGAACACUUUAAAGCUGUGUUCAGCUCAAAAGAAACGAGAUGGACUCUUGGAUAUGUUUUGAUUUACAAAUUAGGAGAGCAGGGGUCAUUGUCAAUGGUACCAUUAUUCCUGGUGGAUCAUGGAAAUUCAGCUUCGACCGUGGAGUUCUGGACUGGCAUAGUAGGACAGGCCACAUCUAUAUUUGGCUCGUUACUUGGUGGUUGGCUGGUCUCGUGGUUUAAAAUAAGUCCAUACAGAGCCAUUCUUGGAUUUUCAUUGGUCAGAAUUCUCUGGCUACUACUGUUGAGUGCUACCAUUAUCUCAUGGCCAGUGGGAGAUGUUCAUGGCGAAAAUAAACUCAUGUUUGGAAUCGUGGUGCUACUAAUGUGUACCAUGUUGCUAGGCAGUGGAGUCGUCACAACAACGACCUUCACCUUGAUGAUGUACUGUUCACAAAGGUCACCAAGUGCAAUUCAGGCCAGCCAUUACACUACCAUGGCAACCGCAGAAGUCCUGGGCAAACUGACUUUCUCCGUUCUGAUUGGUUCAUUUGCUGACACAUUUGGAUACUCUUUGGCUUUUCUGUUGUUUGUUAUAUUGGCUGUUUUGGUCUUGCCUGUUUUAAUGAAUUGUCCAUUGAGUUUGAGAGAAAUGUUGAACAAUACUGGAAAUAAAAGCAAUAGAAAAUGAUACUGAUCUUGAUUAUUGAGUUCAUUUACUAGUGAGAUGUAAAAUGAAAAUAAGAUGCAUGUUUGUUAAUGAGUGACAGUUAAAACUCUUUAAAAUACAUGGUUCGUCCGUGCUGCACAUCUUGUCAGCCCCAUGUAAUAGUAAAAUAGAACAUGAAUGUACAAAGGUUACAACUUACGGUGAAGGUGUAAGAUCCCCAUUACUUUGAGUCUACCAUUUUCUACACUACAGUCAUUAAUUUUGCAUGAAUGUGUUGGCCAAGUUUUGACCAAAUUCCUCUUUUC